Messenger RNA from Plasmodium knowlesi strain H, 336 nucleotides. RefSeq names its product pre-mRNA-splicing factor RDS3, putative. The coding region runs from base 1 to 336 and encodes 111 amino acids. Lineage: Eukaryota; Apicomplexa; Aconoidasida; Haemosporida; Plasmodiidae. Gene Ontology annotation, cellular component: catalytic step 2 spliceosome; U2 snRNP; precatalytic spliceosome. The record is from RefSeq and is a predicted model, not a curated record. Gene Ontology annotation, biological process: mRNA splicing, via spliceosome. The transcript has 5 exons.
AUGGCAGCCAAGCAUCAUCCUGACCUGAUCAUGUGCCGCAAGCAGCCCGGGAUAGCCAUUGGCAGGCUAUGUGAAAAGUGCGACGGGAAGUGUCCCAUCUGUGACUCCUAUGUGAGGCCCUACACUCUCGUGAGGAUAUGUGAUGAGUGUAACUAUGGGAGCUACCAGGGUAGAUGCAUCAUUUGCGGAGGCACGGGAAUAUCGGAUGCAUACUACUGUAAAGAGUGUUGCCUGUGCGAGAAGGAUCGAGACGGGUGCCCGAAAAUUGUAAACCUGGGAAGCGCAAAGACGGACCUGUUUUACGAGAACAAGAAGUACGAGUUCAAGAGGCAGUAA